Messenger RNA from Centropristis striata (black sea bass), 1120 nucleotides. RefSeq names its product deoxycytidine kinase (gene dck). The record is from RefSeq and is a predicted model, not a curated record. Gene Ontology annotation, biological process: nucleobase-containing compound metabolic process. Gene Ontology annotation, molecular function: ATP binding; deoxycytidine kinase activity. The coding region runs from base 73 to 879 and encodes 268 amino acids. Lineage: Eukaryota; Metazoa; Chordata; Actinopteri; Perciformes; Serranidae. Gene Ontology annotation, cellular component: cytoplasm; mitochondrion. The transcript is spliced from 7 exons.
GCGUCCACUGCAGCAGCUGCAGCACCAGCGUUAAUUAAAAAGAAACCCUUAUUUAUUCGCUGAGAAAGAAACAUGUCUUUUAUUACUCCAAAGAGGCCGUGCUCCGAGUCAGUGGACGACUCGAUGAACGAUUCGAUGGAGAAGCGGAUACGGCGGAUAUCUGUGGAGGGAAACAUCGCGGCGGGCAAGUCUACGUUUGUCCGCCUUUUGGAGCAGGAGAGCGCGGACUGGGAGGUGGUACCCGAGCCAAUCGCCAGAUGGUGCAAUGUCCAAACAAAAGGCAGCGACUUUGAGGAGCUGACCACCUCUCAGAGGAGUGGAGGGAACGUCCUGCAGAUGAUGUACGAGAAACCGGAGAGGUGGUCGUACACUUUUCAGAGCUACGCCUGUAUCAGCCGGGUGCGUGCUCAGAUCAGGUCGGCCAAUGGGAAACUCCGAGAGGCAGAGAAUCCUGUGCAGUUCUUUGAGCGCUCCAUCUACAGCGACAGGUACAUCUUUGCAGCCAACCUGUAUGAGAGCGAGUGUCUGAAUGAGACCGAAUGGUCGAUCUACCAGGACUGGCACGGCUGGCUGCACAGCCAGUUUGGCAAGCACAUCGAGUUGGACGGUAUCAUCUACCUCAGAGCUCCCCCUGAGAAAUGUUUAGAGCGGUUGCACCUGAGGGGCCGAGAAGAAGAGCAAGACAUUCCUCUGGAGUAUCUGGAAAAACUCCACUUCAAGCACGAGAGUUGGCUGCAGCACAAGACCAUGAACAUGGAGUUUGAGUAUCUUACUGAUGUGCCGGUGCUCACCAUAGAUGUCAAUGAAGACUUUAAAGGGAAUAAAAUUAAGAAUGCUGACAUGAUUGAGAAGGUGAAAGAGUUCUUGAGCACAUUGUGAAGAUCACUGUGAUGGAAAUCUGUGCUCUAAUGAAGAAAAGGUGGACUGAGUUUCACUUUUAAGGAUGAAAUGCCUCUUUUCCAUUUUUUCUAAAAAAGUACAAUCAUCAUUCAUGGACUAACCUGCAGUAUUUUUAAAAAUUUUAUUGGUGUAUGUGGUGUAUUUAUAAUUUUGUAUGUAAAUUUCAAUGCAUUUCUAUUGGUCCGAACAAAAUGACAAUAAACUUGAAAUACUUGUUUAA